AUGUGCGCGAACCUGCAGCCUGAGUUCCCUCCCCCACACCGCUGUAGGAUUUCCAAUUAUACGGCUAACUUUAACCUUGACGGAGAGUUCUACGCCUCAUCCAUACAUGAUUUUGAAGUGGUGCAUGCAGCACGUAGUUCAUUCGGCGUUCUGCAUUACUCGAGGAAACGUCGUCGCAGUUACACUAGAUUCAGUAUAGGGGAACGCUUCAGGGCUAGCGUCCGAUUGUCACUAAAGUUGUUUGGGCGGGGAAUAACACAGACAAAACCCAUCUAUUAUUCUGAACGUCGCAAUGAGGAUCUUGAAGAUGCCGAGAAAAAAUUAUCGGAAGAGACUUCUGGAAACGAUAAAGCCUCUGGAAAAACUGAUGCCUCAGUAACCACAGAAACAUUUGGACUUUCCAUAGAAGAAACGGUCAAUACUGGAUUCGGUGUUCGCUUCAAUGGUAUCUUCUAUUCCCGAGGACGCCGUAAAUUUCUUUCUUCAUAUCUCCGCGAAACAGAAGGAGUAAUUGAGGAAGAUAGGUCGAUAUAUCAUCCUCCGAAGAAGAAAGUAAUUCUAAACCCGAAUUAUGGGAAACGAACUUUCUAUGUGCAGCCUGCUGUAUCCUGA
This is a messenger RNA of Paraglomus brasilianum, 612 nucleotides long. Lineage: Eukaryota; Fungi; Glomeromycota; Glomeromycetes; Paraglomerales; Paraglomeraceae. The record is from the annotation of a GenBank genome assembly.